This is a messenger RNA of Anthostomella pinea, 2217 nucleotides long. The record is from the annotation of a GenBank genome assembly. Lineage: Eukaryota; Fungi; Ascomycota; Sordariomycetes; Xylariales; Xylariaceae.
AUGCGGUCACACGUCUUCGCUGCAGUGCUCUCUGCAGCCGCUGUAGCCCGAGCAGCGCCCGCCGACGCCUCCCCGGUCGACAGCGCUGCUGCUGCUGCCGCGACAAUCACUUGGGAUGCAGCCUACACGAAAGCAAACACCGCGCUCGCCAAACUGUCACAGGCCGACAAGGUCAAUAUUGUAACAGGUGUUGGCUGGAACAAAGGGCCUUGUGUCGGCAACACACCAGCCAUCAGCUCCAUCAGCUACCCCGAGCUCUGUCUGCAAGACAGCCCCCUUGGAAUUCGUUAUGGAUCGGACGUGACUGCCUUCGUUCCUGGCAUCCAGGCAGCUUCUACUUGGGAUCGCGCUUUGAUCAACGAGCGAGGCCAAUUCAUGGGCGAGGAGACGAAAGCUUCCGGUAUACAUGUCCUCUUGGGGCCAGUCGCCGGUCCUCUAGGCAAGAUUCCCACCGGCGGGCGGAACUGGGAGGGCUUCGGUGCCGAUCCAUACCUGCAGGGAGUCGCCAUGGCCGAGACAAUCGAGGGUAUGCAAAGUGCUGGAAUUCAAGCAACGGCCAAGCACUUCAUCCUCAACGAGCAAGAGCUGAACCGCGAGACGAUAAGCUCCUCAGUCGACGACCGAACGAUGCACGAGCUGUACUUGUGGCCUUUCGCCGAUGCCGUCCAUGCCAACGUGGCCGCAGUCAUGUGUUCUUAUAACAAGAUCAACGGAACAUGGGCCUGUGAGAACGAGGGAACCCUGAACAACCUUCUCAAGACAGAGUUGGGCUUCCAAGGUUACGUCAUGACGGAUUGGAAUGCACAACACACGACAGUGGCCUCAGCCAACACCGGUCUGGACAUGACAAUGCCGGGCUCUGACUACGAUGGGAAUAGUAUAUUAUGGGGUCCCCAGUUGACUGCAGCCGUCAGCAGCGGCCAGGUCCCACAAGCCCGACUGGAUGACAUGGUCCGCCGAAUCCUGGCAUCGUGGUAUCUUGUUGGACAGGACAGCACUUACCCUUCCAUCAACCUCGACGCCAACGUGCAAGGAACCCACAGCACCAACGUUCGUGCAACGGCAAGAGAUGGAAUAGUUCUGCUGAAGAAUGACGGUAACAUUCUACCCCUGCAGAAGCCCGCGAAGCUUGGCCUUGUCGGCUCUGCUGCAGUCGUCAACCCCGCGGGCAUGAAUGCCUGUGUCGACCGCGGAUGCAACACCGGCGCUCUGGGUAUGGGCUGGGGUUCAGGCACGGCUGAUUAUCCGUAUUUUAUCGCCCCGGCAGAUGCAAUCACGACUCGUGCCAAGACCGACGGUACUCAGGUUACCGUGUCCGCCUCCGACAGUACUGGCUCGGUGGGCUCUGCAGUCAACGGCGCAGAUGCUGCCAUCGUAUUCAUCACGUCCGAUAGUGGAGAAGAAUACAUCACGGUCGAGAACAACGUUGGUGAUCGCAACAACCUCGACCCGUGGCAUAGUGGAAACGACCUCGUGAAGGCCGUUGCAGCUGCGAACGGCAAUGUGAUUGUCGUCGUCCACUCCGUCGGCCCCGUCAUUCUCGAGACCAUCCUAACCCAGCCCAAUGUCAAGGCCAUUGUCUGGGCUGGUCUCCCCUCCUCGGAGAGCGGGAAUGCGCUUGUUGAUAUCCUAUACGGAGGAACCAACCCUUCGGGUAAAUUGCCCUACACCAUCGCCAAGUCAGCGAGCGACUACGGCACGGCUGUGUCAACUGGCGACUCGGACAACUUCAAGGAGGGUCUGUUCAUCGACUACCGUCACUUUGACAAGGCUGCUAUUGCCCCGCGAUAUGAGUUCGGUUUCGGACUGUCGUACACCAACUUCACCUACUCGGAUAUCGUCAUCGAGGGGACGCCUGCAGCAGGCCCCGCAACAGGCGACAUCAUCCCUGGCGGACGAUCGGACCUCUGGGACACGGUCGCGAGCGUCACCGUCACGAUCACCAACUCCGGCGCCGUACAGGGGGCUGAAGUCGCGCAGCUGUACGUCGGGUACCCUGAUUACGCCGGCGCGCCACCAAAGCAGCUCCGAGGGUUCGAGAAGCUCGCACUUGCCGCUGGUGCGAAUGACAAUGUCACUUUCGACCUCCGGAAGCGUGAUUUGAGUGUCUGGGACGCAGCGUCACAGAACUGGGUUGUGAGAAGUGGUACCUUCACCUUCAGUGUUGGUUCUAGCAGUCGGGACAUUCGACAGAACAGCACGGUCACUGUUGGGUAA